CCGCAUCUGGACUAUAAAUACGCCACCUGAUGAUCUGAUUUGAGUCACCAUUCUUACUCGCACUGCCACACUUAGCAACCCAGGAAUAUGGAUUUGUUCCUGCCACUCGUCUCAUUUAUUCUGAUUCUUGGAGGACAAGGUAGCCAGCAUGCGAGUUUUGCCGAUGCGGCCAAGAUGACGCUGACAAACAUGGAGACGCUGACGGCGUACUGGGAGGCGGCGCUUCCAGGAAUUCCGAUUCCACCAGCUAUCAGUGACCUAUUAGCGCAACAAAAAGGGCUGCCAAAAAUUGGACCAAACUAUGAGAGAGUCAAGUCAGAAGCUGGUCACAUGGACAACCAUGUUCAUAUCAUAUCACAAGUUGAAGACGAUUUAAAGGAGGCCCAUGGGUCUCAUGGUGAACAAGGUAUAAAGAAGGCCAUGAUAGCACAUGAGCCAAAUAUUGGUAAGGAUCUGAAGACACAACCAUUGUCACAUGGGUUACAAGCUAAAAAUUAUGUAGAAGAAAAAACUGCUGCGCAUAGAACAAAAAAUGAAGAAAAUCUAAAGGAAAUAUCAGUGUCAUAUGGGUCAGAAGGUGACAACAAUUUUAAGAAAGUUUCACUAAAUUUGAAGAAGAUCCUUGCAGCAUAUACACCUUUGAAAGAUGAAAACCUUAAGGAAAUAUCUGUCUCCUAUGGAUCAAAAGGUGGAGAAGCCCACAAAGAAGUUUCAGGGUCAUACGGGUUAGAAGGUGAACAUAAUUUAAAAGAAAUAUCACUGUCUUAUGGUAUAAACAGCAAUGAUACUCCAAAGGAAGAAUCUGCAUAUGAAGAAAAUGUAAAAGAUAUCUCAGUGUCAUAUGGGUUAGAAGGUUCAACGAGUUUAAAGAAAGUUCCACUAAAUUUAAAGAAGAACCUUGCAGCAUACAAGGAAAUAUCUGUGUCAUAUGGAGCAAAAGGCCAAGAGAUUUCAAAGGAAGCAUCAGGAAUAUCUGGGUUAAAAGGUGAAAAGGAUUUAAAAGAAAUCUCAGUGUCUUAUGGUGUUGAUGACCAUGAAAAUCUGAAGGAGAUAUCUGUGACAUACGGAUCAAAAGAUCAAGAAACUCUGAAGGAACCCUCAGGAUCAUAUGGGUUAUUAGAAGGUGAAAAGGAGUUAAAAGAAAUCUCAGUGUCUUAUGCCGCAGACGGCCAUCAAAAUCUGAAGGAAAUAUCGGUAUCAUAUGGAUCAAAGGACCAAAAAAUUGGCAAGGAAGCAUCAGGAUCGUAUGGGUUGAAAGGUGAAAGGGAUUUAAAAGAAAUCUCGGUGUCUUAUGGUGUAAAUGGCCAGGAGAUUCUGAAGGGAGGCUCCACAACACAUGAAGAAAAUUCGAAGGAAGUUACUAUGUCAUAUGGGUCAGUGGAAGAGAAAGAUGAACAACCCCACAUUCUGAACCAAGUAAAAGGAGAGGGGAGCCACCACCAUGUUCCCCCUCAUAGCUACAAGAACAAGAAAGAGGCAGAUGUCUUUUUCUUCCACGACAUGUUGAGGCCAGGGUCCUUGAUCACCCCGACCAUCCCUCCGACCACCUCCAUGCCAGCGCUUCUUCCCGGCGACAUCGCUGACUCCAUUCCAUUCUCCACCGAACACCUCUCCGACAUCACCACGAUGUUCGCGCCGGCGUCCCUCACGAUGACCAGAGAGAUACUGUGGACACUGGAGACCUGCGAGCACCCACGGACGCUGCACGGCCAGAAAGCAGGCUGCGCCACCUCCCUCGAGUCCCUCGCUGAGCUGCCCGGGUCCCUCCUUGGGAGGCGCAACGUCCGCGCGUUCUCCGCCGUGGAUCUGCCCAUGGAUAACCCGGGAACACCGGCGCUUAGGGGGAGGUACAACGUGACGGCUGCACGGAAGCUCUCCGGGUCAUCAUCUGAGGUCGUAACUUGCCAUGACCUGACCUUCCCGUACGCGGUGUACUACUGCCACACGUCCAGCCCUACGGCUGCGUACAUGGUGACGCUGGCGAGCGUGGAGGAGGGUGCCUCGCCGGCGACCAUGGAGGUCAUGGCCGUGUGCCACCUUGACACUUCAUUGUGGAGCCCGAAGAACCCGUUCUUUGAGCUGCACAACGUGAGGCCAGGUGAUGUGGCCGUGUGCCACUUUCUCACUAAGCUGAGCAUCAUCUGGGUGUCAAUCGAAGGUCAUGUCGACACACUGUAGACGGAAACGUUCACGCCCACACGUGUUUUGCUUAUGUGAGCUAUGACAUGCAUGUAUCGAGAUAUGUGGUUUGAAAUAAGUAGGUGCUUGCUACCACUUCAUAAUUAAAAACCGUGAAGUCUUAGUUUCUUAUGUCUGAUAAAAUUUUGGUUGUACUACCUCCA
Messenger RNA from Triticum dicoccoides, 2342 nucleotides. RefSeq lists its product as uncharacterized. The record is from RefSeq and is a predicted model, not a curated record. The transcript is spliced from 4 exons. Lineage: Eukaryota; Viridiplantae; Streptophyta; Magnoliopsida; Poales; Poaceae. The coding region runs from base 88 to 2178 and encodes 696 amino acids.